Messenger RNA from Pristis pectinata (smalltooth sawfish), 1587 nucleotides. Its product is annotated as actin, non-muscle 6.2-like. The coding region runs from base 156 to 1286 and encodes 376 amino acids. The transcript is spliced from 3 exons. Lineage: Eukaryota; Metazoa; Chordata; Chondrichthyes; Rhinopristiformes; Pristidae. The record is from RefSeq and is a predicted model, not a curated record.
UUCUCAUUGCCUGGUAAUCCGAAGGUGGUGCAGAGAAGGGUUGGGCACUAUAUAAAAAAAAUAGGGGUAGGCAGUAUUCUUGCAGAGCUCCUUCCUCGUAACUGGAGUGAAGUUAGUGCUCUGUGAGAGGCAUCACUUCCCGCUCACUGUAAGCCAUGGCUGAUGAUGAGAUUGCAGCGCUGGUGGUGGACAAUGGAUCCGGGAUGUGCAAGGCUGGGUUUGCGGGGGAUGAUGCCCCCAGAGCCGUGUUUCCCUCCAUUGUGGGGCGGCCACGACACCAGGGUGUGAUGGUGGGAAUGGGUCAGAAAGACAGCUACGUUGGUGAUGAAGCCCAGAGCAAGAGGGGCAUCCUGACCCUGAAAUAUCCAAUUGAGCACGGGAUUGUGACCAACUGGGAUGACAUGGAGAAGAUCUGGCACCACACUUUCUACAAUGAGCUGAGAGUGGCCCCAGAGGAGCACCCUGUCCUCCUCACAGAGGCGCCCCUCAAUCCCAAAGCCAACCGGGAGAAGAUGACCCAGAUCAUGUUUGAGACCUUCAACACCCCAGCCAUGUACGUUGCCAUUCAAGCUGUGCUGUCCUUGUACGCCUCUGGCCGCACCACUGGUAUUGUGCUAGAUUCUGGAGACGGUGUGAGUCACACCGUGCCAAUCUAUGAAGGCUAUGCCUUGCCACAUGCUAUCCUGCGUCUGGACCUGGCUGGCCGGGAUCUCACCGACUACAUGAUGAAGGUCCUGACUGAGCGUGGGUACUCCUUCACAACCACAGCCGAGAGGGAGAUUGUCCGUGACAUCAAGGAGAAGCUCGCCUAUGUGGCCCUAGAUUUUGAUUCUGAGAUGCAGACAGCCAGCUCCUCCUCAUCCCUGGAGAAAAGCUAUGAGCUCCCUGAUGGCCAAGUUAUCACCAUUGGCAAUGAGCGUUUCAGGUGCCCAGAAACCCUCUUCCAACCCUCCUUCAUUGGGAUGGAAUCUAGUGGGAUCCAUGAGACCUGUUUCAACAGCAUCAUGAAAUGUGAUGUGGACAUCAGGAAGGAUCUGUACGCCAAUACGGUCAUGUCCGGUGGAACCACCAUGUUCCCUGGGAUUGCUGAUCGGAUGCAGAAGGAAAUCACAGCCUUGGCUCCAAGCACCAUGAAGAUUAAGAUCAUUGCUCCACCAGAGAGGAAGUAUUCAGUAUGGAUCGGAGGUUCCAUCCUGGCUUCUCUCUCCACGUUCCAGCAGAUGUGGAUCAGUAAGCAGGAGUAUGAUGAGUCUGGUCCCUCCAUUGUCCAUCGCAAGUGCUUCUAAUGGCCCCGUAUCAUGUGUACUUGCUGUGACCAUCAGCCUUGACCCUUUUGCAGCUCCCAUCAACCCUGCCUUUAUGAUUUAGUGCACACUCAAUGAUUCCAUCCUUCCCAUUGAAAGGAUAACUAGCAGGCCAUGCCACUACUUCCUACUUCCAUGAUGCCAUGUUUUGGGUGGGAUGGAGGGGAGAGUUACUCCAUUGAAACAUUUCUGGGAGUGGAAUGGCAAGGGUUAGUCAUACCUCCUGACUUUGUACCAUUGUGGAUUUGCUUUUAUUGCAAAAAUAAAGACUUUUUUUUGUCAA